Peniophora sp. CBMAI 1063 is the source of this 912-nucleotide messenger RNA. The record is from the annotation of a GenBank genome assembly. NCBI's taxonomy places the organism in Eukaryota, Fungi, Basidiomycota, Agaricomycetes, Russulales, Peniophoraceae.
AUGAUGACUUCCAAUGCAUAUUAUGAGCCAGGAGAGAAAGGAUGGUACGACUUGGGAGCAGGUUGGAACUCAAGUUACCCUGUUGGAUGGGAGCCUUCGGAGGACGGAUUCCGCGGACAUAUCUUCUCGAACUCAGACAAUUCUACUGUUGUGCUUUCAAUCAAGGGUACAUCAAUACCCAUAGUUGGAGGCGGGCCUACAAUGAAGAAGGACAAGCUCAAUGACAACCUCCUGUUCAGCUGUUGCUGUGCGCGGGUAGAUUGGUCAUGGUCUACGGUUUGCGGCUGCUACAGAGGGCAGCAACGAUGCGACCAAACAUGCUUGGAGGAUGCUCUCACCGACGAGAGCCUCUUCUACCCUGUCGGCACAAAUCUCUACAACAACCUCACCUACAUGUAUCCCGACGCUAAUAUAUGGGUCAUAGGACAUAGCUUAGGUGGAUCACUGGCAUCGUUGCUCGGCUCAACUUUUGGCGUUCCGGUCGUCGCCUUUGAGGCACCGGGUGAACGCAUGGCUGCACGUCGACUGCAUUUGCCAACCCCCCCUUCCCUGAGCCACAUCACACACGUAUACAAUACGGGCGAUCCUAUCGCUAUGGGCGUGUGCACUGGCUCUACGUCUGCAUGUGGGGCCGCCGGUUACGCUCUCGAGAGUCGAUGCCACCUUGGCCAGACGCUCCUCUACGAUACAGUCGCGAACUUGUCGUGGUCGGUAGGCGUCACGCAUCACAGCAUCAACGCCGUGGUAGACACUAUCUUGGCGGAGCCUUGGCUCCCGGCAGUUGGGCUUGGCCGCGAAGUCCCCGUGCCCAUCUCAGAGGAGGGUUGUGUUGACUGUUUUGAUUGGGAGUAUGGGGACUUCCCGCAGGUCGGCUUGACCAAUGGUCAAUGUGCAUUCGCUCCGGCGGCGUGA